GUCCAGGCUUGGUUGGAUCACAUUCCUCCAGCUGCUCUGAUCAAACCCAGAACAAUGAAAACCAGUUUUACUUUGAGACGUUAGAUUAAUAGCAGAGUUAGCUUUCAGUUUGUCCAGAGAAACAGUUUCAGUGAGUUGUUAGGAAAUCUUUUUGUAAGGAUUUGAUGAUUGUAAAUAUAGGAAGAUGGAGCUGUUUGCUGUGUUUGUGUUCCUCCUCUAUGCCUCUCAGGAGUCUUUGACUACGACAGUCGAGGUUUAUAAGGGAGAAGAAUCUAUUGUGUUGCCUUGCCUGUACAGCAAAGAAUUAGUGGACAUUGUCACAGUGAAAUGGGGCCGCUGUGGUCUCAAUCCUGAUACUGUCCACCAACGGCGAGAAGGAGACGAGCUACAUGAACAAAAUCAGCUUUUCGAAGGACGAACAUCAAUGAGUCCUUUUGCUCUGGACACUGGUGACUUCAGCCUCACUCUCAGAGAACCACAACUGUCUGACAGUGGAAUCUACAGCUGCAGCAUCAUUGAUGAUAAACAAGAAACUGUGCUGUCGGACAUUCAGCUGCAAGUCAAAGAAAUAUUUCCAACCUGGGCCGUAGUUCUGCUGGUUCUGCUGGUUCUUCUUGCUGUUUCUGGAGGCCUUUUAUUUCAUUUCAGACAUUAUUUAAUAUCAGUCUACAAGGUGGAGGUGGAUUCAGGAGUGGAGUCUGUUCUGCUGCCCUUUAAGACUACAGUCAGUCUGCCUGGAGGUGUCACAGUAACGUGGAGAAACAACAGGAACAGGGUGGUUGAUAGUUAUCACUUAAAAGAACUUCAACUCGGGCACUAUAAGGACAGAACAGAGAUGAAGGAAAAAUAUAAAUCUGGAGACUUCAGUUUGACCCUAAAGAACCCCACAGGCAGAGACAGAGGAAUCUACACCUGCACCGUCUACAGAAAGGAAACGAUCCUGGCUGAGAAACAAGUCCUGCUCAAGGUCAAAGGUGAAGCUGACUCUCUGAUCAUGGCCAUAGACUUUGGUUCAGGAUACAGCGGCUACGCCUUCAAUCUAAAACCCAGAGAGGAAGGAGGUGAGACAAAGUUAAAGAGAUGGGGUAAAGAACUUGGACUGGACUCCCCAAAGUCUCCAACCUGCAUCCUGUUUGAUGAAGAUAAACGAUUCCUGGAGUUUGGUUAUAAAGCUAAAACAGCGUACAGCAACAUGAGACGAGGAACAGCUGAGAAAUAUUAUUUCUUUGAAGACUUCAAGUGGGAUAUCCUGUUCAUAAACUACUGGUCAACGAGGGCCCUGGAGGUUUUCACAGAAGUUCUGAGGUUCCUGAAGGACGAUGCUCUGAAAACCAUCAAACACCAUCCAGCAGGAGGAGAGAUCUCAGCCUCUGACUUCACCUGGGUGCUGACUGUUCCUCACAGCUUGAAGGAUUUUACUAAACGUUUCAUGACAGAAGCUGCUGUUCUGGCAGGUCUUGUAGGAGAAGACACUAAAGACAAACUGGUGUUUGCUCUGGAAUCAGCAGCAGCUUUGGCCUGGUGUUUGAAGCCUCCACCUGAUGGCUUCAUCACACAGAACCACAGCAGAACCUCCCAGGAUCAACCUCCAGAACCAGCAGGCGCUGGUACCAGCUGUAACGAUCCAGCAGGAGGUCCAGAACCAGGAGAAACCAGAGAUCUGCUGGAGAACCAGAACCAAGAUCAGGUGGCAGUUCACUUUAAGAAGGAACCAGGAGGAACCAAAGUUCUGCUGGAGACCAGAAACCCAGACAGAAAACGGUACCUUGUUGUCGACUGUGGAGAUCAAAAUGUUAACAUCACUGUUCAUGAAGUCCUGGAAGGAGGAGCCUUGAAGAAGCUGGACAAUGACGUUAGACGUUAUCUGGCAGAGGAAAAAUUAAAGGAGUUCCUCGGAGAAAUUUUCUCUGAGGAAGUCUGGAAAGAAUAUGAAGUAUUCUACCCCAAUGAGGUUCAGAAAAUGAUGUUUGAAUUUGCUCGUCUCAAACAUUUAGAUGAAGAUGUUCAGAUCAGCUGCCCAGAUACCCUGAGAAAAGAAGCUCAGAGAGAGAAAGACAUUGAAACGUUCUUUGCUUCAGUGGAAGGAGCUUCCUGGGAGGAUGGAGUCAUCAAAAUCUCCAGAGACAAACUGAGGUCUUUCUUUGAUGACAUUCUGCAGAGAAUCACUGAGGGUAUCAGAGAAAUAUUAAAUAAAAACUCCAACAUUGGGUUUAUUGUGUUAGUGGGGGGCCUUGCUGAGAGCCAGAUGCUCCAUCAGUUCAUCACUGAUCAGUUUGGACAUCAGUAUAAAGUCCUGUGUCCUCUUAGACCCCAGGAAGCGGUCCUGAAAGGAGCCGUAGAGUUGGGGAGAAACCCAGAGUUGGUCCAGUUUGAUUGAAUUGUUUUUACUGAGAAUCAUUUUCUGUUUUUGUUGCUGUGAAUUAUUUCCAUGAACAGUUUUUAGGAAAGGAAAUGUUAUAAUGUGUCAACAUGUAGUUUUAAUCCCUGAUUUUUGGUUCUACAGAAGAAAAUAUUUAGCUUUAUGGAGGACAUCGCUGAUGGAAGAAUGAUGUACUGUGGUCUAUAAUUCAGAGCUGAUUCUGUGGUAAAUCAGUGGAUUCUAGUAUAAAUACCUUAUGAAGAGAAUAAAUAACUUUAUUAACAGAGAUGCUGGUCCAGUUAUUAAAAAUAUAAACUCAGUUCCAAUGAAGAUGGACGUUGUUUAAAACGUAAACAGAAAUAA
This is a messenger RNA of Fundulus heteroclitus (mummichog), 2722 nucleotides long. Its product is annotated as heat shock 70 kDa protein 12A-like. Bases 185 to 2377 code for a protein of 730 amino acids. Lineage: Eukaryota; Metazoa; Chordata; Actinopteri; Cyprinodontiformes; Fundulidae. The record is from RefSeq and is a predicted model, not a curated record. The transcript is spliced from 9 exons. Gene Ontology annotation, molecular function: ATP binding; ATP-dependent protein folding chaperone.